This is a messenger RNA of Megalobrama amblycephala (Wuchang bream), 3263 nucleotides long. RefSeq names its product myotonin-protein kinase. Gene Ontology annotation, cellular component: cytoplasm; cytoskeleton. Gene Ontology annotation, molecular function: protein serine/threonine kinase activity; ATP binding. Bases 349 to 2565 code for a protein of 738 amino acids. The record is from RefSeq and is a predicted model, not a curated record. The transcript is spliced from 15 exons. Lineage: Eukaryota; Metazoa; Chordata; Actinopteri; Cypriniformes; Xenocyprididae. Gene Ontology annotation, biological process: actomyosin structure organization; peptidyl-threonine phosphorylation.
GGAGGAGAGACAGACAGACAGACACACAGAGAACAACCACCACAGUGAGUUUUAGAAGAAACAGACAUGAAAGAGUUAAACUUCAUUUGAACAAACUGACCAACUUCUGCAUUUAGAGAAGCUCUGAGUGACGUGAGUUUGAUAGCAGAGUAAUAAAAAGACAUGAGCCACAAAACACAAUAGUACACACACACUGCAGAGAGAGAGAGAGAGACGAACUGACUGAGCGACACACCAAAAAAGGGCUGGAGCUGGAGGUUCUGCUGCUGGAGAAACACACGGACACACAGACAGACAGACUCAUGGAGCAGGGCUGUGGAUGAGCCGGAUCUCCUCAGGAGCGCCGCCAUGUCCACGGGCCCCGGGCCCACAGGGGCCGCUCAUCUGAAGAAGCCGGACGGGAGCGCAGAGGAUCACGCCAAAGGCCCCGUCGGCCUGCAGACGCUGCUGGACCUGCUGGUGGGAGUUUAUCAGGAGUUCAGCUCGUCCGCUCUGGCCAGAGAGAAACACGUGCAGCGCUUCCUGCAGUGGGCGGAGCCUCUGGUCAGACAGGUGAAGAAGACUCGAAUAAGCAGGGACGACUUUGACAUCUUGAAGGUGAUCGGCCGAGGAACCUUCAGCGAGGUGGCUCUGGCCCGGAUGCGAAACACACAGCAGGUGUACGCGCUGAAGAUCAUGAACAAAUGGGACAUGCUGAAGCGUGGAGAGACCGCGUGCUAUCAGGAGGAGCGGGAGGUUCUGCUGAAGGGAGACCGUCGCUGGAUCACUGAGCUGCAUUACGCUUUCCAGGACGACAAUUACCUCUAUCUGGUCAUGGAUUACUAUGUCGGUGGAGACCUGCUGACACUGCUGAGUAAGUUCGGUGAUCGUAUCCCGGAGGAUAUGGCUCAGUUCUACCUGGCUGAGAUGGUGAUGGCCAUUGACUCCGUCCACAGACUGGGUUAUGUGCACAGAGACAUUAAACCUGACAACAUCCUGCUGACGGCAGACGGUCACGCUCGGUUGGGUGAUUUCGGCUCCUGUCUCCGUCUGGAGGAUGAUGGACUGGUCCACUCGUCGGUGGCUGUCGGCACUCCAGACUAUCUGUCUCCAGAGAUCCUGCGGGCGGUGGAGGGCGGCGGCGGCUACGGCACCGACUGCGACUGGUGGGCUCUGGGCGUCUGCGCCUACGAGAUGCUGCUGGGAACCACGCCGUUUUACGCAGAGUCCAUUUCUGAGACCUACGCUAAAAUAAUACACUUCAAGGAUUAUUUUGAGUUUCCCGCUGCGGGCUCGGAGGUGUCGGAGGAGGCGCGUUCACUGAUCGGCGGCCUGAUCUGCGACAGGAGCGAGCGGCUGGGCUCGCGGGGCUCCGGGGACUUCAGAAAACAUCCCUUCUUCUGCGGUUUGGACUGGAGUUCCCUUCAUCUCCUCCCUCCUCCGUACCAUCCCGACGUCUCCAACGCCACAGACACCUCCAACUUUGACGUGCUGGACGACUGUCUCAACGACACGGAGAACCUGAGUGACGUGAUGGAGCGAGCGGCUGGAGUUCACCUGGCGUUUGUCGGAUACUCGUACACAGCCACCAGAGAGACGGGAGCGCUGGACCGCAGUGGUGACAUCAUGAUGGAGAUCGACCAACCACAGGACAGAGAUUACCUCUACCUGCAGGGGAAACUGAAUCAGGUGUGGCGGCUCAGAGAUCGCAUCACUGCUGAUGUCACGGCACUUCCAGAACUUCCUGCUGAGCACAGGAAUCUGGAGCUGGAGCUGGAGCUGGAGCCGGAACCGAAGUUGAAGCUGGAGCAGGAGCCGAAUCUGGAGCUAAAGCUGGAGCCAGAGCUGAAGCCAGAGCCGGAGCCGGAGCUGGAACCAGAGCUAGAGUUGAAGACGGAGCUGAAGCUGGAGCCGAAGCCAGAGCCGGAGCUGGACCUGGAGCCGGAGUCGGAGCCAGAGCUGAAGCCAGAGCUAGAGCUGAAGACAGAACCGGACCUGAAGCUGGAGCCGGAGCCGAAGCUGGAGCUGGAGCCGGACCUGGAGCUGGAACCAGAGCUAGAGUUGAAGACGGAGCUGAAGCUGGAGCCGAAGCCAGAGCCAGAGCCGGAGCUGGAGCCGGAGUCGGAGCCAGAGCUGAAGCCAGAGCUAGAGCUGAAGACAGAACCGGACCUAAAGCUGGAGCCGGACCUGGAGCUGGAACCAGAGCUAGAGCCGGAGCCGGAGCCGGAGCCGAGUGAAGCACAUGCUCAGGAGCUGCAGAGGCGGCUGAUCAAAGCUGACCGGAGGAACAGAGAACUGGAGCAGGAGAUGAUGGGACUGAGAGAGGAGAUCCUCAGACUGACGGCCGACAGGAACAGAGAGCUGUGUGUGUGUCUGCCGCCCGCCCGCUGCCUGGACGCCGCGCGGGAUAGCUCAACGACGCCCCCUGCCUGCCAUUACCCGCUAGUGACGCCGCUGCUCCGCCACCUGCUGCUGUUCAACAGGGUGUGGAUGCCGCAGGUGAGGAGUGAGUCGUAUCUGCUGGUUUGUGCCGAAGGGACUGAAGUGCAGCUGUGGGAGCGUCACUGUGGCUCUGAUCUCUCCUGAGGGACCCUAGAUAGUCUACAGCAGCUGAAGGACUGUGAUCUACUCCUCUAUGCAAUCAUCUGUUCUUCAGUUCCGGUCUUUAACAGCCACAUGAUUCAGUAAACAGGGAGAAAUUCCCCAACGCAUGGAUUUCUAUUGAAAUGACUGGAUUUUUGUGACCACAGCUUGAUUGUGUGUGUUCAUGUGCAGCUUCAUUCAGAAAGAGAUUUACGUUUAAUCAACUCAGAUUCACCAGUGACGUUUACAUGUGGUUUUAUUCUGAAAGCGACUUUUAAAUGCGUCAGGCAUCAGAAUAAUCCUGCUGAUCUCCUGCUGUUUCCCAAAAGAUUUCCAGAGAAAUUCCAGAUGCUGCCGUUGGUUAUUCAGUAUGUGUGCAAAUAUUAGUUUCAUAACACUUUAAUUCAGAUACUUCACAACACCAACUCGUUAUUUUGUUGCAGCACCUGUUUUCACCCUCUGUCUGAACCGUCUGUUUUAGUUCCGGUUUCUUUAAAACGCACCUUCUGAAAAGCGCAGUCUGCGCUGAUUGGUCAUUUAUAUCGCACGUGUUUGUGUUCAUGAGUUCACCGCUCCAUCCAACUAUCAUAUCGUUAUUUACCAGAGGUAUAUUUUGUACAAAACAAGAAGUGAAGUUGUUUUAAGCAUUAAAAUUAUUUAAGAGUGUUUGACGUAGAAAUAAAGUUGGCUUAUUUAUUUAA